AGACUUCAUGUUUCAAGUCCGCGGAAGCAUUCUCAUGUACGAGAAAAAGCAGUGACUGUCUCCACUAAGUCUCUGCUCCUUUGUUCGUCUCUCCAGACUAGAGAUCGAGAUCGAGCAUGGGGUGCUUCCUCGAUGUGUUGCGCUGCAUCUUCUGCUGCAGAGAUGACGACGACGCUUUCGAUCGAUUAAACGUGAGUAGGUGGAGCAGCAGCAGCACCAACCACUGGGGAAACUACCAUCGCGUCGAGGAUUUUCCGAUACGAUCGCCGUUGCUAUCUAGAAAUUCCUCAUCGUCGGUGUCGUAUCCUUCAACUACCACCUUACUGUAUCCGUGCAAGCCUUCAGUGACUUCUCCGCCGUUAAAUGCUUCUGUUUCUCCGUCCCCCUCUUUGCUAUCUAGGUUUUCCACCGCCUCCGGUCCUCUCCCAUCGAAGCAGCCUAACGAUUCUGCCCCAAAAGUUUCUUCCGGAGCUUCCCGAUCUUCUUCUUCCCCACCGAAAUCGAAGACUUUGCCUUUCAGUCCACUGUCUUCAUCUCGCCCAUCGGAAUCGAAGACUUUACCUUUCAGUUCACAGUUCCAACAGGCUGAUGCCAGUUGGAGAUCGCCGGGAACAACCACGAGCAAGCAAAAGCACACGCCUGACGCAAGAGACGGAAAUCCUGAACUGAAUGGGAAGAUUUCUGCCAAGGUGCCUGAUUCCACUCACAUUUGGGUUACGCAUCAGGCCACGACGAAGCCCUCUAAACCCUCCUUAAAUGCUUCUGCUUCUCCCUUGACCUCUUCAGUCUCAUCCAAACAUCCUGCCUCAUCAUCGCAUGGGCCUUCCACUCUAGUCUGGAAAAAGCGUCAAUCGACCUCGAAUUACCAUGACAAAUCUUCGCUUUUGUCAUCGACUACUCUUCCAUCAAAUACCUCCAACUUCACAGAUACGUUUGAAUCUUCUUUCCAAAAGCAACAGACACGGAAACCUGAGAUUAGUCGUCAUGAUUUUACUCUGAUAUUUAAGGACUACUCUUCCGACUCUUCAUCAUCUACUACUCCCCACUCAUCCGAGGCUUCUCCAUUUUCCAAAAAACGUACACUUGCUGAAAGAUACGAGAUCCCUGAGGAUAUCGAGGAGCUGAUCAAGAUCGAUAUGUUGCCUGCAAUGAUGCCAUUAAACCCACACGGUUAUGCUGAUUAUUUCCGUAUUUUGCUUUACGCAGAAGAUUAUGAACUCGAGAAAUGGAGCGAAUAUUUACUGGAAGGAGUUACUCUCGAGUUGCGAGAAAAGAAAGACUCUAAAAUUCAUAAUUUGAGAGAGACUUCUAAGACAAAAAACCGUCGGAAUGAUCAACACUCUUUUGUAGCAUUCGAGAUUGAAGCUGUUCGUGAAAGACCUUAUCUUUUAUCAAGAGAUUUUGUCUUUGUGCAGCCCUCAGACCAGAUAUCUGCUGAACGUUUCAAGGGAGUCAUUGUUUGUGUGGUAAAGAGCAGAACUGUUUUAGUAGAGUUUGGACGCGAUUUUCACAAACAACAUUCAUCAACGAAAAAGUAUAAUGUUAGCUUCUCCUUCAAUAGAGUUUGCUUGAAAAGAUCUCAUAUUGCAAUCUCAGCUGCAACAAAUCCUUUGCUGUGUAAGAUCCUCUUCCCAAAUCCCAAAGGCAUUACUGAUUAUGCAAGCUCAGAUGGGAACAUGGUUUCUCCAACCAUCCAGUCUUCCAUUAAGCAUUAUCAUGUAAUUCGAAGAAUCCUAAACUGUAAAGGUCUUGUCCCCUAUCUCAUAGAAGGACCCCUCGCCUACGAGUUUGGAGAACUCACUGCCACUGGGAAAUUUAUUCAAGAAGCAGUCAUCCAAAUACAUAGGAAUGUUGUUAGCUCCAAAAUACUAAUAUGCACUCCGAGGAACAUGACGUGCGAUGCAUUGAUGAGGAGUUUACUCGACGAGAUUCCAAAGACCAAGUUGUUCCGAGCUAAUGCUACCUUCCGAGACAUGGAACUUGUGCCAGAUGACAUUAUGCCAACAUGCCUGUUUAAAGGGGAGUGCUUCACUUGUCCUCCUGUUGAUAGGCUCAGAGAAUUCAACAUUGUUUCUUCCACCUACAUGAGUAGUUUCAGACUUCACAAUGCGGGAAUUGAAGCCAACCAUUUUAGUCACAUUUUCUUGGUGGAUGCAUCUUCUUCGAUGGAGCCUGAAGCGAUUGUGGCUCUUGCAAAUCUAGUUUGUGAGAAGACUGUCAUCGUAAUUACAGGCUCGAUGAAUGAUUUUCCACGUUGGGUGAGAUCAGAAAUUGGGAGGAGAAGGAAUGGACUGAGGAGAUCAUUGUUCCAUAGGCUUAUGGAGAUUGAACCCUACUCUUCUAUAGAUUCUAAGCAUGCAGCCAGUAUUAGAUCUGGCUAGCAGAAUGUAUAUAGUAAAAUUAUAGUGUCAUUUCAUAUAUAAAAUAAGUUGUAUGUGUAUAUUGAUCCUCAGAUGAGAACUGAAACUAUGUCAUGGCAUAAUCACGACAAUUGUACAUGUUUUUGCACACUAUAAGCAAACCUCAAGACAAGUCUUCCAUUGAGGUUGUUUUUUCUUUA
This is a messenger RNA of Zingiber officinale, 2560 nucleotides long. Its product is annotated as probable RNA helicase SDE3. The coding region runs from base 117 to 2381 and encodes 754 amino acids. The record is from RefSeq and is a predicted model, not a curated record. The transcript is spliced from 3 exons. NCBI's taxonomy places the organism in Eukaryota, Viridiplantae, Streptophyta, Magnoliopsida, Zingiberales, Zingiberaceae.